This is a messenger RNA of Physella acuta, 1198 nucleotides long. Its product is annotated as mitogen-activated protein kinase kinase kinase 3-like. The record is from RefSeq and is a predicted model, not a curated record. Gene Ontology annotation, molecular function: protein kinase activity; ATP binding. Lineage: Eukaryota; Metazoa; Mollusca; Gastropoda; Physidae. Gene Ontology annotation, biological process: protein phosphorylation.
ACUAAUUCCAAAACUAAAGCAAAACAUCACGCACCAAGACCACAAAGUAAAGAUACUUUCAACAAAAUGUUUGAGAGAAUUCAGUAAGAAUAAAGAAGCUGGGGAGCUCAUUUUAACAGAUGAAGCCUUUAAUGAACAGAUAAAAACGAUGAUAACCAAUGAUGGAGAUAAUGAUCUUUUCACGAAAUACAUACAUUCCGCUUUAUGGAGAUCCGGUCGAACGACAGGGUUAUUGCCAAAACAAUAUGACCGUCUAUAUUCUGACGAGUUUCCAAAACAGUUUGAAAUCAUGGCAACACGACUAGGCAAAGGAGGUUUUGGCACUGUUCAUCUUGUAAUUGACACGAAUAGGAAAGAUGAGGAGAAAUUUGUUGCAAAGAAAAUCUCACAAUCCCAAAAGGAUUUAUCAAAGUGGAUGAAUGAGGCUUCAAUUCUAAUUAAACUGAGGCAUGAACGAAUUGUUCAGUUUCACGGAUUUCAAAAGAACGAAACCGAAAUAGACUUAUUUUUGGAGUUUAUUAAACUGGGAACACUCGCUGAUUUUAUAAAACGAAACAUAAGACUAAAUGUAGAGUUGACAAGACAUUUUACAAUUCAAAUCCUGGAAGGUGUGAAAUACCUGCAUGAAAAUAACAUUUUACAUUUGGACAUCAAAGGCAACAAUAUUUUGAUGGCUGAUGAGUCAAACAUUAAACUAACUGACUUUGGCCUAUCAACAAUCUUCACUGAAGAAGAAGGUGUACAAGCAGAACGGGGCACAACUAGAUACAUGGCCCCAGAGAUGGUUGACUGUCCCGAUGGUAAAAUAUUUGAGCACGCAAAAAGUCUUGAUAUAUGGAGUGUUGGGUGUACAGUUGUAGAGAUGGCAACUGGAUCACCGCCCAACUCUACCACUUCUUCUCAAGCAGUUUUGUUUCAAAAAGCGAUGUUGACGAAACCGAAAUAUGAGCUACCUGUAACUGCGUCGAAAUAUCUGAUAGAAUUUUUAGACAAAACUUUUAUGAUUAAGGCAUCAGAUAGGCCAUCAGCUGAGAGUUUACUCAAGGACGAUCCAUUUAUAACAGGGUUAAUGCUGACCAGAAUCUUUGGCCACAUGUGUGUGAGAAGUCUGGCCACAGGUGUGUUAAACAGCAAGGCAUCCUGCAGGUCUGUGGGCAGUUCUGACCUUUUGACCUUUGCGGGUCUCUCAGCCCCGUAA